This is a messenger RNA of Oncorhynchus masou masou (cherry salmon), 1785 nucleotides long. RefSeq names its product neuronal acetylcholine receptor subunit alpha-9-II. The record is from RefSeq and is a predicted model, not a curated record. Gene Ontology annotation, biological process: regulation of membrane potential; signal transduction; nervous system process. Gene Ontology annotation, molecular function: acetylcholine-gated monoatomic cation-selective channel activity; transmembrane signaling receptor activity. Bases 133 to 1785 code for a protein of 550 amino acids. Lineage: Eukaryota; Metazoa; Chordata; Actinopteri; Salmoniformes; Salmonidae. The transcript has 6 exons. Gene Ontology annotation, cellular component: synapse; postsynaptic membrane; neuron projection.
GGAUGCUAUCAGCAAUUGAGUUCAAUUGGGGUUGAAUGAACAUCAUGUAAACCUGAAUGGAUUUAAACCAAGGAGUGGUUAUUUAUUUUGCUCCAACAUCCUCCAGUUUUCUUCUGGAUUUAUUCAUCCAAAAUGCGGAAGAUGGUUCCAGUUGUGUGCUUUGCGACGAUGUUGCUCCAGGUGGCUCACUCGGCUCAGGGCCGGUACGCUCAACAGCUGCUCACCGACCUGAUGGAGAACUACUCAAACGCCCUGCGGCCGGUGGAGGACACAGACAAAGCCCUGAACGUCACCCUGCAGAUCACUCUCUCCCAGAUCAAAGACAUGGAUGAGAGGAACCAGGUAUUGAUAGCGUACCUGUGGAUCCGUCAGACGUGGCACGAUGCCUACCUGAGGUGGAACAAGGAGGACUACGAUGGCCUGGAGGUCAUACGGAUCCCCAGCAGCCUGGUGUGGAGGCCUGACCUCGUCCUCUAUAACAAGGCGGAUGAUGACUUCUCAGGGCCGCUAGACACGAACGUGGUGCUGCGCUAUAAUGGGGAGAUUACAUGGGAUGCUCCGGCCAUCACCAAGAGCUCCUGUGUGGUGGACGUGUCCUACUUCCCCUUCGACAGCCAGGAGUGCAACCUCACCUUCGGCUCCUGGACAUACAACGGCAACCAGGUUGACAUAGCCAUGGGCAUGGACAGCGGGGACCUGUCUGAUUUCGUGGAGAACGUUGAAUGGGAAUGCCACGGCAUGCCGGCCACCAAGAACGUCAUUAUGUACGGCUGCUGCUCCGACCCCUACCCUGACAUCACCUACACCGUUCUGCUCCAGCGCCGCUCCUCCUUCUACAUCUUCAACCUUCUCCUGCCUUGCUUCCUCAUCUCCUUCCUGGCUCCGCUGGGCUUCUACCUGCCGGCUGACUCUGGGGAGAAGGUGUCCUUGGGGGUCACCGUGUUGCUGGCCCUGACCGUCUUCCAGCUCAUGGUGGCCGAGAGUAUGCCGCCGUCUGAGAGUGUGCCGCUUAUUGGAAAGUACUACAUCGCUACCAUGACGAUGAUCACAGCCUCCACGGCUCUCACCAUCUUCAUCAUGAACAUCCACUUCUGUGGGGCCGAGGCCAAACCCGUCCCCCACUGGGCCAAAGUCCUCAUCAUCGACUACAUGUCCAAGAUCUUCUUUGUCUACGAGGUGGGAGAGAACUGUGCCACUGCCACCUCUUCCUCCUCCUCCUCCUCUUCCUCAUCACAUUUUGGCCAGGACGAUGUCCACCAACCCAACUUCAGCCCCCACCGCCAGGCCAAUGGGAAGCCGGGGGGCAACAGCGGGCGAGAGAACCAGUACCGCCACAAACACCCCAGACCCCAGACUCCUGGACCUCAACGUCACCCCAAGCCCCGACACCAACACCACAUCACCAGAGACGAGAAGAACCAUCUCUCCAGCUCCAAAUACGAGGGCUUUGAGUCCAACAGGAACCUCCCCCUGGGGGACUGCUGCAAGGAGGCUCCGCCCUGCUGUCCGGAGGAUGAAAAGACAGCCGUGGUCGCUGCUGCGGUGGCCUCAGUAACCUUUGGCCCCUGUGUGUUCUGUAGUCACGGCAGCAGCUUACCCGGGGUGGACUCCAAGCUGGUGCGGAACGUGGAGUACAUUGCCAACUGCUUCCGGGAGCAGAGGGCCACCUGCGCCAAGGGGGCGGAGUGGAAGAGGGUUGCCAAGGUGAUGGACAGGUUCUUCAUGUGGAUCUUUUUCAUUAUGGUCUUCCUCAUGAGCAUUCUGAUCAUCGGCAAGGCACCAUGA